AUGCAUAUGAAGAAUCAAGAGGAUCAGAAGUCCAAUACUGAUGAAAGACAGCAGACAGAGCUGUCGGAAGUCAGAGAUUUGGCGCGAGAAUGGGAUCAAAAGGAUCGGGAAGCCAAAAGGGCUGCGCGGCAAGCCAGAACUUCAAUCACUCGAGAAUCCAUGAGAACCCCCGCCACUGGCACGAUCAGCGGUAGCGAUGAUGGCAGCAACGAUGGUACGGUCUCUUCGUCUCGCUCACAGAAAGACCGAGAAGCCAAGCGAGCAGCCAGACGGGCAGGUCCGUCAACUGCAUGUUCUUCAGUUCUGGCAGGUUCCGACAAGAGCGCAGAAGUUCGAACGUUGACUCGAGAACUUGAAGAGAAAGAUAGGGCUGCCAAGGAAGUCACGAGGCAACAGCAAAGCGCUCCACUAUUGGACUCUGCCUCGCGACGAUCAUCUACCAACAGAGGGCUCGGUCGAGACAAAGCCGCCAAGGACGCUGCUAGGCAACAGCAGCCGCACCCACAGAAACCACCAUCGAUUGACGCUUCUUCCAGAAGUCAAUCCACGAACAGAGGGCUCAGUCGGAGAGCCAAGGAAUCUCAGAACAAUAUUGGGACUGGAUCUUUGGCAUCACGGGAAUCUACCCAUUCCGGUAUUUCGCUUGCAGAAAGCACCGAAUCUGACGUUUCGUUCGAAACCUCAAGGAGUCGCAUUCAAGAGCGACAGAAUAGAGCUGCCAAGCGAGCAGAAAAGGAAAAUCAGUUAAAAUCGAGAACUGGGGCAUGGGGUUCAGCUGAUUCCACCGAUGAAGAUGUUGCUGCUUCUUCCGAGGCCUCUCCUUGCGUUGUAGAGCCAACUCCAGAGCCCAGUGCACCUGGUGCGUUUCAUUCUCAACCCACACAGGAAGAAAUUGAUGGCAUUCAGGAUCCUAGUCAAUCCAGCCACAACAAUGAUCCAGAUCCUGAAGCUCCAGCAAUACCAGCGAAUCAAGACUUGUCCAUCGAGGUCCUCGUGGAGGCCACCUUGGUCGACGAUGACCCCCCUCCAAUAAGUCAAAUGGAUGAAAGCGACAAACCCAUGGCUGAAGCCAAAGCAAUGGAUGACAACGAGAUGGCGAGCAGCUUUCUAAGGAGCCAAACAGGGCGUAGACUCAUAGCAGGGGUGCUAUUUGUAUUUUUGAUGCUCAUCAUUGGAUUGGCGGUGGGCCUCUCCAGACAAGACAGCAACGGGGCAAUGGAAGUUACCAUGGUAACAAUCACUCAGGUUCCUUCCGCCACACCCACCAUGUCCCCCACCCUCGCACCUACUGCGCUCUUGGAGACAGAGCUGGCCCAAGUACUACUUAAUGAGCUGAGUUUGACAAAUGCAACAAUAGCAGAGAUAUUGCAAAACCACCUAUCACCGCCAGCUCAAGCAGCCAGCUGGUUGUUGAACGAACCAUUCCUAUUUGGCUUGCCCCUGCUGCAGAAGGUGCAAGGGUUCACUCUGGGGACUUUGUUUUGGUCAACUGAUGGAGCAAGUUGGACCAACUCCACCAACUGGUUUAACUAUGAGCUUUCCAGUACAGUUUGUUCCUGGCAUCAGAUCGGCUGUGAUGUUUAUGAAGAAGAAGUUGACUCUAUCAACCUGGGCAACAAUAAGCUCCACGGAACAAUCCCAAGAGAAAUUGCCCUGCUGGCACCCUCCUUGACAUCAAUUGAAUUCUAUGACAAUGCACUCUUGCAGUUGUUGAGGGUGCAAAAUUCCCUUCUCUCAGGAUCUAUUGCACCAGAUUUGGCGUUGGCUACAAGCCUCAGUGGCAUUGACUUGACAGGCAACAAUCUUGUUUCAUCAAUCCCAAGAGGACUGUUUCAUUUGCCAAUGCUUUCUCAGCUGAAUUUGGCAAAAAAUGCUCUUUCGAGUUCCAUUCCCUCUGAAGUUGGCCUGUCCAAUAGCAUUGUGGGUCUCAACCUCAGUUCAAACUUGAUCACCGGAAGUAUCCCAAGUAAGAUAUUUUCCAUUUCAUCACUAGCACAAUUGGAUCUCUCUGCAAAUGGCCUAUUUGGAUCUCUGCCCGAAGAGGUUGGCUCUGCGAGCCAGCUUUCCUUCAUGCAUAUUGGUACAAAUCAGAUCACAGGAAAACUGCCCUCAUCAUUGGGUUUGUUGCGAAAGCUGUGUUUCAUCGAUGCUUCAAACAAUCAAAUGGUUGGGUCCCUGUCUGAGGCACUAUUCGCUUUGUGCUAUGGUGAAACCCUUGAAAUACCUGCAGAAAAUGGCACCACAACAGUUGUACUGAGAGGAACCCUUCUUGCUGCACCUCAGUACGAUACCGAGGAUUUACUAGCGCAAUUGAAUGAUGCUGCAUCGGACAUUCUCAGCAAUGGAUUUAAUGGCUUUGAGAGCCUCAACACAACAAUUGUCAGCAUUAUAAGCCCAUACCAAUCAGAAAUCAAGCUCAGCAUUGCCGUUUCAGGUGUACUGCCAGACUCGCCCCCAUCACAGAGCAUGGUCCGAAAUGUCUUGUUUCCAUUCAACUCCUUCCAAUUCAACUAUGUCUGGGACAGUACGACAACUAUUCCAAUCUUUGUUAUGCCUGAGUUUGUGCAACCUCUGAUGCUUGAUGUCUCCGGCAACUCGCUAACAGGGUCGCUCCAUUCUGGAUUCUUUGAGAGCAUUCCAUGGGUUAAUAGCUUCAACAUUGCAUCCAAUCACUUCUCUGGCACUCUCCCAACACAGCUAGGAACAGCUUCUUCCAUUGUGGAGCUAUCAUUGGCUGCCAACAACUUUGUUGGCUCUCUUCCAAGUGAGAUUGGACAGUUGACUGACAUGCAAGCAUUGGAUCUUUCUUUCAAUGAUUUGUCCAGCACGAUCCCCCUUGAGUUUGGGAGUCUGGCAAGUCUACGGAGCUUGGCGAUGAGCUCCAACAGCUUGGUAGGACCACUGGAUUCCUUGUUUUGGAAAGAACAACUGCAGGCCAACUCUACUGUUCUUGGCAAUGACAAUGAUUCCAAGGACACUGGUUUUGGUCAGCAAUUGUGUCACUUGGAUUUGUCGGACAACGCGCUGUCUGGUACUCUUCCACUGGAAGUUGGCACACUACUGUGCCGGCGUCACCUCUAUGCCGGCAACAAAACUGUCAGUAUGGCCUUUAGGAUCCAGUAUGGCUUUCAUGAUUGGCAACAGGAUGUGGCCAGAAUGCCGUAUGAUUCCGAAAUGGAAGCAGUCAGAAAGCAAACGUCAAGAUUCCUUUCGGAUUUUAUCAGUGGGCAGUUUCAUCAGAGCCCCGGACACGUCGAGCUCGUGGCAUUGAAUGCAUCCCUGGACUCGACACUGGAAGGUGAAAAUCGAGUGUUUGUUGACUUUGUGGCUGCUGUGCGGUUCGAUGAAGCACCCAUACCGACUCGCAAGGAUCUUGUGGAUGCCCUCAGUGAACCCUUUGCCCUUUUGGACUAUGUCACAAUCAGUUACCUGGGCGAGCUCACGGGAAGUUUGUUUGAUAUCAACAACAUUGCCUCCAAUGCCCGCUUCAUCUACUUGGAUGUUCCCCCGACAUCCUUGUUGCCUCCCGUUUCCCUGGAUGUGUCGUUCAACAAUCUUGCUGGUACCAUUCCGUCCGAAUUGGCCAAUUUGAUGACGCUGCAUUCGUCGGUUGUUUUGGAAGGGAAUGCGUUUACGGGGUCUCUUCCUGUGGAGCUGUGCCCUUGGCUGUGCCUCGAGCAAAGCGGGUCAUCUAGCCAACCUCUUUUGGUUGUGGACUGUGACCAAGUCGAAUGCAACUGUGAUUGUUCUGCGGAUCAGCCGUAG
This is a messenger RNA of Seminavis robusta, 3765 nucleotides long. NCBI's taxonomy places the organism in Eukaryota, Bacillariophyta, Bacillariophyceae, Naviculales, Naviculaceae. The record is from the annotation of a GenBank genome assembly.